Messenger RNA from Oikopleura dioica, 987 nucleotides. The record is from the annotation of a GenBank genome assembly. Lineage: Eukaryota; Metazoa; Chordata; Appendicularia; Copelata; Oikopleuridae.
AUGGAGAACUUUAAUGCCACUUACGAGCCGGAGCAACUUCUUCACAAAUCUGUAGGGCUGGAUCUCUCCGAAAGCGGUGGCGAGAUGAACCAGUUGGGAGGACACUUCGUGAACGGACGUCCACUGCCAAAUCACACUCGAACCAAGAUCGUGGAAAUGGCCCGAGAAGGAACGCGUCCAUGCGACAUCUCGAGACGGCUGCGCGUCAGCCACGGCUGCGUCUCCAAAAUACUUCAACGGUUCAACGAGACUGGCUCAAUCCUUCCCGGUUCUAUUGGCGGUUCGAAGCCGCGGGUGACUACUCCGCAGAUCGUCAACAAAAUCAGAAGCUACAAAAGACUCGAUCCAGGAAUGUUUGCCUGGGAAAUCAGAGACCGUUUGAUAGAAGACAAGGUGUGCGACGGGAAUUCUGCUCCUUCUGUAUCUUCCAUUUCACGCAUUUUGCGCAACAAAAUCGGCAACAUCUUCUACUCCAGGCAGGAAGACGAAGACGAGACACCACCAGCGAAGAGUCAGCGAACUCGUAAAAGAAACCGACCGCAGCAGGACCCUUCUUUUGUUCAAGCAAAACAAGAAAACAAACUCUACUCUCCACCGCCGAGCGUAAAUCACCUUCUUGGCGCGAGCGCUAACUCUACCGGACGUUUCAUCGCUGGCAGUCCUGGAAGCUCUCUCUCCGAAACGUCUGGAUCUUCUACUCCCGGCCAGGUCUUUCCAAAGCAAGAGCCGGAUUUAUCCGCUCAGAUCUGUCCGAUCCCUCUGGAGCACCAAACUGCGUACCCCGCUUAUCACCAGCCCUUUCCUUACUACCCAAUGCCUUACCAACCGCAGCACCACCACCUCAACGCGCAACAUGGACACCAAAGCGCGAGUUACGAAGCAGCUCAUUGCUUCGCGCAAAACCACAAGUUCUUCAAUGGCCUUCCGCUGAAUCACUACAUCAGUUUCGAGCAACAAAACGACAUUAUGAACAACACACAGCUCUGA